GUAGAGUUGCUGUUCCUGGCUGGUUGUUGAGGUUUGAGACGGACACGCACAAGACUUCACAGGCACGUGGAACACUUGUACUGGCAACAUUACUUUCUAUCAAGAGACCUAACACCAAGACAUUUAGUAUUCUGAAGCUUAGGAACAAGUCUCAAUUCUGUCCAAGUUACCAAAAUGCCGAAAGAGCGAAUAGGGACAAAAUCUCGGCAACAUCAGGCCAUACAGAAACAAGGCAUUAAUUUCCGAACAGAAAUUGGACAGCACAUUCUCAAGAACCCAAUGAUUAUUACAUCAAUGGUGGAGAAGGCUGCCUUGCGUCCAACAGAUGUCGUUUUGGAAGUAGGCCCUGGUACAGGCAACAUGACUGUCAAACUUUUGGAAAAAGUGAAACGGGUUGUGGCAUGUGAAGUAGAUCCAAGAAUGGUGGCUGAAGUCCAAAAAAGGGUUCAGGGCACGCCACUGGCAAGUAAGCUACAGAUAAUAGUUGGUGAUGUUCUCAAGACAGACCUGCCUUUCUUUGAUGUGUGUGUUGCCAACCUACCGUACCAAAUAUCUUCUCCAUUUGUCUUCAAGCUUCUCCUGCACAGACCCUUUUUUCGUUGUGCAGUGCUGAUGUUCCAACAGGAAUUUGCGGAGAGAUUAGUUGCACGACCUGGAGAUAAGCUGUAUUGUCGGCUUUCUGUAAAUACACAACUCCUAGCUCGAGUUGACCAUCUUAUGAAGGUUGGCAAGAAUAACUUCAGACCACCUCCUAAAGUUGAAUCCAGUGUAGUAAGGUUAGAGCCUCGAAAUCCUCCUCCUCCAAUCAACUUUCAGGAGUGGGAUGGUCUGAUCCGAAUCUGUUUUGCUAGAAAAAACAAGACAAUUGGUGCCUCUUUCAGGUAUACUAAGGUAUUAGAACUCCUGGAGAAGAAUUACUGUGUCCAUUGUUCAGUGAAAAACAUACCACUUCCCAGAGAUUUUGAUAUCAAAACAAAAGUCUGCAGUUUGCUGGAGAAAAAUGGAUUUGAGAAGAAGCGAGCACGAUCUUUGGACCAAGAUGAUUUUCUGCAACUUCUCCAUGAUUUCAAUAGCGAGGGCAUCCACUUUUCUUAAGUGACCUCACCAGAUUAGCAUGAGCUGUGAUCAGCCUCCUAUUGAGAGCAGGCAAUUGACGACGGUGUUUGUGCGCCAUAGAAAAAAAAAAA
Messenger RNA from Pomacea canaliculata, 1187 nucleotides. RefSeq names its product probable dimethyladenosine transferase. Lineage: Eukaryota; Metazoa; Mollusca; Gastropoda; Architaenioglossa; Ampullariidae. Gene Ontology annotation, molecular function: rRNA (adenine-N6,N6-)-dimethyltransferase activity. Bases 175 to 1095 code for a protein of 306 amino acids. Gene Ontology annotation, biological process: rRNA methylation. The transcript is spliced from 13 exons. Gene Ontology annotation, cellular component: mitochondrial matrix. The record is from RefSeq and is a predicted model, not a curated record.